Eimeria mitis is the source of this 492-nucleotide messenger RNA. RefSeq lists its product as uncharacterized. NCBI's taxonomy places the organism in Eukaryota, Apicomplexa, Conoidasida, Eucoccidiorida, Eimeriidae. Bases 1 to 492 code for a protein of 163 amino acids. The transcript is spliced from 2 exons. The record is from RefSeq and is a predicted model, not a curated record.
AUGCUGUCAAUCGAGCUGCUGCUUCUUCAGAACCACUCCUUGCUGAGCAGCAGCAGCAGCAGCAGCAGCAGCAGCGAGAGCAGCAGCAGCAGCGAGAGCAGCAGCAGCAGCAGCAGCAGCAAGAGCAGCAGCAGCAAGAGAGAGAACCACCCAAACUGCUCGCUGCACACACAGCAGCAGCAGCAGCAGCAGCAGCAGCAUCAGCAGCAGCAGCAGCAGCAGCAGGAGCAGCAGCAGGAGCAGCAGCAGCAGCAGCUACACUAUAGGCACAAUGAGACAGACAAGAAACAACACACGAACUGCAGCAACCAAAGGCUUGCUGCUGCUGAAGACGGCUCCCCUAAGGGGCCCCUAGAGGGCCCCUGGGGGGCCCCUGGGGGGCCCCUGGGGGGCCCCUGGGGGGCCCCUAGGGGCCCCUUGAUAGCACCCAAGGCGGUCAGAGAGCAGCUGCAUCAGCUGCAGCAGCUGCAGCAGCGGCAGACAGCAGCAUGA